UCGCCCUCGGACUUUUGGGUGUCUACAGCUACCGAGCAGCUGUCGGCAACGUCUUUUUUCCCUGGCAACACUCAGGCCGAACUACAUCCAACACAAGUCUCAACCUCCCCUUCUGUCGUCUGUAAGCGAUGAAAACAAAGUCACGUUCAGUCACAACACUGAGAACAAAGCCAGCUCAUUAGAGCAUAGAUUGAGCAGAGAUACUGAAAAGGGGAACAAUGGAGGCGCGCUUUGUGUACGUCUUCAUCUUGGGAAUCCUCUUCACGGGCACCAAAGACCUGCUGCGGUCCCAGAUCAUCACAUCAGAUGCCAGGUUGAAGAGCAGGGGAUUAUGGGAGAUUUACAGUGGCCUGGUCUUGUUGGUGACGCUGUUGUUUCGUGCUCACAACCUGCCGGUCCUCUGCUGCUGCCUGUUGAUCCAGACGCUCAUGGCCCAGUUCAUCUGGAAGAAACUCCACUACGACGCGGCACAAACUACCAUCAUGCACUACUGGUUUGGACAGGCCUUCUUUUACUUUCAGGGCAAUUCGAACAACAUCGCCACCGUUGACAUUUCAGUGGGCUUCGUUGGACUGGAAAGUUACGUAGAAGCACCGGCCAUCUUCUUAACGGCCCUCAGCACUUAUGCGGGGCCCCUGCUCUGGGCGUGCCACCUGGUCUGCUUCCUCAGCUCACAGAGAGACAGGAGCCCGGUUGCAGUCGGCCAUGGCUGCUACUGUCUGGCCCUGCUGAGGUCUGUGCCCGCUGCGGCCUACAUCGUGCUGGUGACCACUCUGCGCUACCAUCUCUUCAUAUGGAGCGUCUUUUCACCCAAAUUACUGUACGAGGCCAUGCACCUGCUGCUGACUGCGGGGGUCUGCCUCUUCUUCAACACCAUGGAGCAGAGCCACACUGCCAGUAAGUCUUAGGGGGCCAAACACGCAGUCCUUCCAUUACGGGGAGUCAAAAAGUCGUGAAAUAGUCUCUCUAUUCUACAUGUAAGACUUUCAGACUGAUACACUACUGAUGCUCACAAAGGGUCCUUCCUUUGGUUCGCAAGAAAUACUUUGGAAUGCACUUAAAAUGUAUUUUUGAGCCGUUUGUUUAAAUAUGAGUUGGAUGAAGAAUAAAAGUGAAAUUAUGUCAAGAUUUUUGAAAGAGGGAACCUUUUUGUUUUACAUAUAAAUACGUUAUAUUACCUCAGGGACUUCUGUACGGACAACUAGAAGGUUCGAUGUUGUGACUAAAUUGUGUUGAUGUUACAUGGAGAGCACCAUGUGUUGGGGGGGUAGUGAACACGGGGUGAUGUGUGUGUGUGAUAAUGCAGCUUAGCUUGUUAGCUAGCAGCUGCAUCCACACAGGUCUAAUGAAUGUGGCAGAGAAUGCUGAAAGUCACCUGAACUCAAUAUGUAUUUUGAACAGAGGACUUACGGACUUGAUAAAACGGCCAAUACAGCAUACAAUCAUGCACUCUUUACUUCACCAGAUUAUAACUCAUAAUGGGGUAAAUGGAUACUACUUUUGUGGUUUUCACAAAAGUGCAUCAAAGUCAUAGCAACAUAUCAAAGACAAAGAAAUCCCCCUACAUUUUUUAAUAACAUACAACAGGCCAAACUUGGCAUUUGAGGGUGAUAACGUCUGGAAAUUAAUAAAUGUUUGACAGUGAUUAUCAAAACUGAAUUUGGGUAAAAGGAAAUAAUAUUAAAAUACACUUUAUGGCAGUUUGAGGACAUAUGUCUAAUGUUUGGUA
Messenger RNA from Notothenia coriiceps (black rockcod), 1729 nucleotides. It is a transcript of the gene pigg, whose product is annotated as phosphatidylinositol glycan anchor biosynthesis class G (EMM blood group). NCBI's taxonomy places the organism in Eukaryota, Metazoa, Chordata, Actinopteri, Perciformes, Nototheniidae. The record is from RefSeq and is a predicted model, not a curated record. Bases 219 to 908 code for a protein of 229 amino acids. Gene Ontology annotation, cellular component: endoplasmic reticulum membrane. Gene Ontology annotation, biological process: GPI anchor biosynthetic process. The transcript is spliced from 5 exons.